CUGAAAAGCAAGGGAAAGUCGACGAUACAAAAGAACUUGCGACAAGUUAAAUUCUAUCGCAAACCUGUAUCCCAAGUGUUUUUUUGAGACGUCUUCCAUAUCGAAAUGCUGAAACAGCAAAUAUCAAUAUUAUUUGUCGGCUUAUCAAUCUUCAUCGCGUGUAUGGUCUUGCUCCUGAUUAUUUUACCCAACGAAACAUCUCAAAACUUUACUCGAGUACCUUAUGCAGUUGAUGAAAAAAUCGUUCUUCUAUUCUGGUCAAAUUUAUGGGGCGUCCCCGCCAAAAGAAGCGAAGGAUUUUUGGAGAAGGGAAAUGACGGAGGAAAAUGUCCAGUGGCCUGUGAAGUGACGUCUAACCACAGCCGGAUCAAGGACUCACAUGCAUUUGUAGUUCAUGCACGUGACCCAUACCCCCUGCCCCCAAAUAAAGACAUACCUUGGGUUCUUACAUCACUGGAAAACCCUGUGUACACACCGGUUUUAAAAAACCCAGCAUACAUGUCACAGUUCCACUUGUUACGAAGCUACAGACUUGAUUCAGAUUUUCCCACUCCUGCUUUUACCAAGCCAAGUUUGGACCUACCCAUACCAUUUAAAAACAAAACGGGAGGCAUAAUGGUAGCGUUUUCAAACUGCGAACGAGUUCGAACCGAGUAUCUUAGACAACUGAUGAAGUUUAUUAAAAUAGACUCGUAUGGUGGGUGUUUACGGAAUAAAAAAGGACUAAUCGAGCGUUACGGAGCUGACUUUAAAAAGAAAAAGUUGUUUCUACAGAAGAGUUAUAAAUUUGCGAUAACAUUCUUUAACCAAGAUUGCGAUUAUUUCGUCGAUGAUCAAAUUUUGCAUGCCCUAAAUGCAGGUGCUGUGCCUAUUGUAAUGAGUACGGACAAGAUUUACGAUUUUUUACCAGGAAAUCUUAGGAAUUCUAUCGUUAAUGUCAGGGAUUUCAAAAAUCCAGCCGAUCUGGCUGAACACCUAAAGUUUCUGAUGAACAAUGAAACAGAAUACAACAAGUAUUUAGAAUGGAAAACUAAAGGGCUUGGUGAUAUAAGUGGUACGAUUAUCGGUAGUUAUUGGAAUAGAAAAUUUAAUCAUUGGUGUCAGGUGUGUCAGGCGAUAGCUCAGAAAAAGUGGCAUAAACAAGGACUUAAAGUCGAUGAAUGUCAGCCCAGACAAUACAACACUUGGGGAAUACAUCGAUAAGCAAUUAUAUUUAGUGUUAUU
Dendronephthya gigantea is the source of this 1224-nucleotide messenger RNA. RefSeq names its product alpha-(1,3)-fucosyltransferase B-like. Bases 106 to 1203 code for a protein of 365 amino acids. The transcript has 2 exons. Gene Ontology annotation, cellular component: membrane. The record is from RefSeq and is a predicted model, not a curated record. NCBI's taxonomy places the organism in Eukaryota, Metazoa, Cnidaria, Anthozoa, Malacalcyonacea, Nephtheidae. Gene Ontology annotation, molecular function: alpha-(1->3)-fucosyltransferase activity.